AUGUCAGGGACCGACAAACUCCCCGCCAUGCGAGUCGCAGUCAUCGGGGCUGGUCCCGGUGGAUUGACAACCCUGAAGACGUUGCUCGAGGCAUCGACACCUGAGCGGCCGAUAGAGGCCGUCUUGUUCGAAGCCGAAGACAACAUUGGAGGCACCUUCCACUACCGCGCCUACGAGAACGCUGAGCUAGUAUCAUCCAAGCAACUAACGACUUUUUCCGAUCACCGCUUUCCACUUUCAGCACCUGACCACAUCUCACUUCCGCAAUAUGUUGCCUACUUGCAGGGCUAUGUGGACAAGUUCGAUCUACAACCACUUAUGAAGAUGGGCUGUAGAGUCAGCAAAAUCGAACCCAUAUCUAAACCAGUCGACCAGAAAUGGAAGCAUCGUGUCAGGUAUGUUGACAAGAAUAGUGAUGGAAAGGAGCGCACUUUCGACUGCUCCCACGUCGCGGUCUGCACUGGACUACAUGUCGAGCCCAACAUUCCCGCUAUCCCUGGUAUCGAGAAUGUCAAAGGCGAAGCAUUCCACUCUUCUCAAUACAAGAAGCGGGCGCAGCUUGCGGGCAAAGACGUGCUCAUCAUGGGUUGCGGAGAGACUGCUAUGGAUGUCGCUUAUGAGGCCAUGAAGGGCGAUGCAAAUUCUGUCACCAUGUGCUUCAGAACAGGCUUCCUGUCUUUUCCCAAGGCUCUCUCGCGAUUCAAAGUUUUCGGCAAGCAGUUCAAAGGAGGCCUGCCCAUUGAUGGCCUCAUCACCAACCUCUUCGAGACAGCCUACGUGCAUCGUGCAAUAGCUGCGAGUCGCUUCCGUUGGUUCGUGUCGGACUUUGUCAUCAAGCGCGUAUUGUGGUUCUUGACUGGUACUCAAGCAGGCAUGAAUCAGCACGUUGGCGCACUGCCACAUGAUCGUCUAGGCAGAGCUUUCGUAUUUCUAAACAAGAGUAGCAAAGCGAUGCCAUACUUGAACAGGCCAUACCAAGAGAAACACCCUCUUGCUUUCCUUGGUAAUGGCUACGUAGAUCCGCCCGAGGAUGCGCAGUCAAAAAAAUGGGUCGACACUUGCACAUUUCCCCAGCGAAUAGACGAGACAGGCAGGGUGAUAUUCGAAGAGCGACCAGACCGAAAAGACUGGAGGCGCAUGAAGAACACGGAGGUGCGGCCCAACUGCGUAGUUUACUGCACUGGCUACAAGCAGUCAUUCUACUUCCUCGAUGAAUCAUACCCCACUGCGUCCGACGCUACCAUACGCAACAUCGUCUCGCCUGUGGACACCAGUAUAUCCUUCAUCGGCUUUGUACGGCCCGGUGUUGGCGCUAUUCCUCCUAUUGCCGAACAACAAGCCAUGUGGUGGACAGCGCUCAUCACCAACCAAAUGGCCAUGCCCACCGACCCUCCACACUACCAUCUCCUGUCUAAAGAAAGCUCGCGCAUUAAAUACGGUGUCGAUCAUAGCGCGUACAUGAGUACCCUUGCGAAAGACUUUGGUGGCGCCCCUGGGCUGCGCGAGUUGUACACGGCCCAUGGCUUGAAGGUGCUCCUGGUCUACUGCUUUGGAGCGAGCUUUGUGACCUUCUACAGGCUUGUUGGCCCCUUCGAGAGCGACGUUGCUCCUGAAAUCACAAAGACUGAGUUGGCAGAGACAAUCCUCCGCAGAGGUAUUUUAGGGAACCUGUUCUUCGGUGUGAUACCAAUGAUCUUCUACGGUUUGAUCAACUCUACAGCUCUGAUGCUCGAGAUGGUUGGUCUGAUACCAAAGGAGAAGCCAGUUGUAUGA
Messenger RNA from Alternaria burnsii, 1773 nucleotides. RefSeq names its product dimethylaniline monooxygenase. Lineage: Eukaryota; Fungi; Ascomycota; Dothideomycetes; Pleosporales; Pleosporaceae. Bases 1 to 1773 code for a protein of 590 amino acids. The record is from RefSeq and is a predicted model, not a curated record. The transcript has 6 exons. Gene Ontology annotation, molecular function: N,N-dimethylaniline monooxygenase activity; flavin adenine dinucleotide binding; NADP binding.